Molecule: messenger RNA, 2039 nt
Organism: Numida meleagris (helmeted guineafowl)
Lineage: Eukaryota; Metazoa; Chordata; Aves; Galliformes; Numididae
Gene: SERINC4
Product: serine incorporator 4
Exons: 11
Coding region: 165-1766 (533 amino acids)
Cellular component (GO): membrane
Source: RefSeq, a predicted model, not a curated record
CCCAGGCGAGGCCUCCACGCUUCGUCCUGCCCUGUGCAAGGCAUCAGGGCCCAUGGCCGGAGGGGAUGACCUGUGUCAGACCCUCCACAGUGAGCAGAUGGCGGGGCGGGUCAGACUGACAAUCCCUUUAAUCCCAUUAGGGCCCAGCUGAGACAGAACAGGUCAUGGCGGGCACGAGGGCGCACGGCCUCCUCCACUUGCUCCUGGGCCAGUUGUGCUGUGGCUGUGGCCCUGGCAGAGGGCUGCGUGCUUCCACAGGCACUCGCGUCCUCUACACCCUCCUUCACGUCCUGGCCUCUGCCGUGUGCUGCCUCAUGCUGUCCCGCACUGUGGCUCAGGCUGUCAGGGAGAAGGUGAGCACAGGAGCAGCAGGGGAUGUGGGCUCCUGGGGCUGCUGGGGGAGGAGAGGUGUGCUGGAGGGGCUGGCAUACCCCCACCCCAGCCCCUCGCUGCUGUGCCCACAGAUGCCAUUCUCGGGGGUGCUGUGCCAACACCUGCCUGGCGGCACGGACUGUGCGCAGCUCGUGGGCUCCUCAGCCGUCUAUCGGGUCUGCUUCGGCACUGCCUGCUUCCACCUGGCGCAGGCCGCCCUGCUCCUCAACGUGCGCUCCAGUGCUGACUGCCGCGCUCAGCUCCACAACGGGUUCUGGUUCCUGAAGCUGCUGGUGCUGGUGGGGCUCUGCGCCGCCAGCUUCUUCCUCCCUGAGGACAGCUUCAUCCAAGCGUGGCACUACACAGGCGUCUGUGGUGGCUUUGCCUUCAUCCUCAUCCAGCUGGUGCUGAUCACUGCCUUCGCGCACACCUGGAACAAGAACUGGCUGACGGGCGCAACACAGGACAAGCGCUGGUACCUGGCUGUGCUGCUGGCCACCACCGCCUUCUACACCCUCGCCUCCGCUGCCUUCUCCUUCCUCUACAAGUACUACACCCACCCGGCCGCCUGCCAGCUCAACAAGGCGCUGCUCACUGUCAACGGCAGCCUCUGCGGCAUCAUGUCUUUCAUCUCCAUCACACCCUGUGUGCGGCUCAAGCAGCCACGAUCAGGGCUGCUGCAGUCCUCAAUCAUCAGCUGCUACGUGAUGUACCUCACCUUCUCCGCACUGUCCAGCCGUCCCCCAGAGAAAGUGCUCUACAAGGGGCAGAAUCUCACCGUCUGCUUCCCGGGCAUCCGGCAGGAUGAGAUGCAAACAGAGGACACCACAGUCGCCAUCCUGGGGGCUGCCAUCAUGUACGCCUGUGUGCUCUUUGCAUGUAACGAAGCCUCCUAUCUUGCUGAGGUCUUUGGCCCCCUCUGGAUGGUCAAAGUCUACAGCUUUGAGUUUAAAAAACCCUCUUGUUGCUUCUGCUGUCCAGAGAAGAUGGAGGAGGAGCUGAGAGGUGCUGAUCAGGAACAGACAUGUGAGCAAGAGGAGGAGCCUGCCGGAGGACAGUGUGUUUUCCAGGAUGAGCGAGACCGUGUGGUCUACAGCUACUCAGCCUUCCACUUUGUCUUCUUCCUCGCCUCACUUUAUGUCAUGAUGACCCUCACCAACUGGUUCAGCACCGGCGGAACAGCCCAGCCCUGCGCAUUGUGCGGCGGCGACGUGCCCCACACCGCAUCAGUGUCUCCACCUAGUCCCUGCUGGGAUGGACUGCACCUGGCCCCAUGCAUGGUCCUUGCCAUGCCGCGUGCCUGGGCCCUGGCCUCACUGGUCCCCCAGCUGCUGCUCACCCCAUGUCUGAGGAAAAGAUGUCAUCUGAGCGCAGGAAGAGGACCCAGGAGGUGAAAGCUCUGCUGCAUCAGCUCCAGGGACACAUCCUGUGCUGAGCUGGAGCCAUCUAGGGCCAUCCCGAGCCUGCCUGGGUGGCAGGUACUCAGUUUCGGCUGCUGCGGCACUCCAGCCAUGGAGGCAGCUCCUGCCCAUGCGCCUGGCUGCCACCCCCCUGCCUUGGCCCAGGCCUGGUGGGGAGCAGCGCUGUGCUCCGUCUGCUGCUGUGCGUCAGCUCACCCGCCUGGCAGCGUGGGUAUUGUAAAUAGCUCCGUAAAUACAUUUUUUUUA